This is a messenger RNA of Misgurnus anguillicaudatus (oriental weatherfish), 4038 nucleotides long. RefSeq lists its product as uncharacterized. Lineage: Eukaryota; Metazoa; Chordata; Actinopteri; Cypriniformes; Cobitidae. The record is from RefSeq and is a predicted model, not a curated record.
ACCACUACGGAUGCAAUAUACUUUUGGCCGCUACGCAUUUUGGCGCUAUUGCGCAGUUCUGUUUGGCGGAAAUCUCCAAAAAGUUUUUUCUUGGUGAACUCCAGCGGAGACAGCAGAUUGCCAUCGAUUCUUCAUUCAUUUCAGUUCAAGAUGCACAAGAACAUUGUUUUCUUCCCUGGGAGAAUCCGUGUUGUGUUCCGCAAGGGGCCGCGUGGAUUUCUCCUCCAGGAGCCGUCUGAUGAAGCCAGUCGAAUAAAAAAUAACCCGACUCUUCAGGUGAAGUCUGCGCCCCUGAAAGAGGAGCUUGUGCGGCAGAACGCUCUUGCUGUGGUGCGGCAGAGAGGAGGAGAUGCCUCAGACAGGACGGAGGUGCUGGGAGAGUACAUUCUUCAAUUUGGAAAGUACCAAGGGAAAUCUUUUAGGUGGCUUUUGGAGAAUGAUAUAGGGUACACAAUGUAUCUAAUUCAGAACCUCCAGAAGGAGCAGGCCUCGGGUGUUUUUAUGGCUGAGGGGCAUAAGAAGGACAGCCUACUUUCACUCUACGAUUAUGCUCUGAGUUUUCAAGAGAUCCAAUCUCUCCUCACCUAUGAAGCCAGUGGAGUGGGUGUCGCAGCAGCCUUGUCCGAAGAUGACCAGCUGGUUGGGUUUGGUUCUCGACCCAAGAGCACUUGGAGGGAGGUCUGGGAUACCAGAGCCGAUGGUUACGCGGCUUUCGUCAUGGGGCAGAGUUGCUUCCCAGGAACGCGCAUGCAUAAGCUGCAGCAGUACCUGCAGAAGAGGCAGCAGUCUGACACUGCUUCCACAUCAGCUGAGCAUGCCUCAAGGGUCCCAGCAAAACCCCUGAUGAUGGACGAAGAUGAGGACCUCGAGAAGGCAAUGCUGAGCAUCUCCCCUGCAAAGCUGCAAGUGCAGAGCUUUGCUGUGCCGGUAGUGGCUGCCACACCAGUAGGAUCACCAGGAGCAAAGACAGUUCCAUCUGCGGCGCUGUCCACACCCCUUCCUGAUGCGACUGCUGAACUGCAGUCAUCACCAGUUGAUGCACCGGUGAAGAGGAAGACGCCUGUUCCCCUUCCUUCAGAGCUGGCGUUUUUUGCAGAGAAGACAUCAGGUCCCCCGGUAGGAGAGAGGCCUGAGUCAUGUCCAGGACCCGCCACAAGCACUGCUCGCACCUCUGCGAGUAAAGCGCUCACUUUUGAGGACCAGGGUGAACGUGUUCCCUUAGGUCAGCCACCUAUACCUGUUGUGCUCUCUGGGAAAGAGGACACAAGCAGCUGGAGCUGCUCUCAUCAGCAGAGGCAGUGGAUGAGGACAGAGCUCCAGGAUCUCGGGCUGUGGCCUGGGUCUCGUCAAGUGCGUAACGUAGGGAACGCAAUUUCUCUGUGGCGCCUUCCUCCACAGGCGGAGCUCAUUGAUGUGCUGACGGAGCUCCCAUCCCCCAACUUCUUCCAGCUCCAUCCAUUUUUCAUUUGGAAGCCCGAGAGUCACAUCAUGGUCAGGUUGAGGAGCAACUACAUCCUGCCAUGUCUUCAUGGCUGUCCUCAUCCACAGGUGGUCUCUGCUGGUGUGGGCAGGCCUCGGGUGAUUGUUGGGACCAGUGGACAAUAUUACAUCAUGUCCUCCCGACUCUGCUGCAAGGCCUGCCGCAAGACCUGGUUUGCAGACAGUCCACGAUGGCUCGAGAAGCUGCCCAGGCGCUUUACCAACCUUCUGCCUGCAUUCCUGACCUACAAGAAGGCCAUCUGCAAAUCUGUGAUGGAUGAGCUCAGGCGCACAGGCAAGUCACCAACCGACAUGGCCAACCAGGUGAAUGAGCUCAUGCACCUCAAGUAUGAGCGAGCUCACCUGGCAUACCUGCAGGCCAUUGAGAAUGUCAGGGAUGCUGAGGCUGGCGUCUAUGGGCAGAAGACCAUCGGGCAGUUCCUGAGGAAGGACAGCAUGGCGCCUCAUGCUUUUGGGGCCUACGAUGAUGCCAAUGGCUGGUGUGGAGUCUCCGUGUCAGGUUUUUAUCUGACAGACUGUUUGCUUGAGGAGUUCCGGCGACAAGCGCCAGCCAUCACCUCUCUACUCCAGGGCACCUUUGGGCAGGUCUUCAGAUCAGACCACACCAGGAAGGUUGCGAGGAAGGUCACGUUGGCAUCUGGGGUCAUGUCCAGUUAUGCCAUCAUGAAUGAAAACUGGAUGAUUGUUUCCUGGGUGAUGGUUCAGUCUGAGACUGAGAGGUCCUUGGAGCCGAUGUACCAGGGAAUGGCCAAGAGGUACAUCGCUGCUGGAGUGGAGAAGGCUGGCUACCACUGGAUGGACAGGGAUUGCUGUGCAGCAUUCAAGAUCCCGGACUGCAUCCCUGGUGAGGAAUUGCACUGGGACGCCUGGAAGACUACCCCUUCCAUCAUCACUCAGGCCACCUCCGGACAGCUGGAGAACACCUGUGCCUCACGGUGCUUUUACAACAGCAACAUCAUUGUAAAGCUGGACUUGUUCCACUGCUUGAGGCGUUUUUCACGUGAGUGCACAUCUGAGCAUCACCCUCUGUACAGCACUUUCUGCCAGCUCCUCUCUGCUGCCUUCUUUGUGGUUGAUCAGGACGACUUCAAGAGGCUUGAGGCUGCAUAUGCUUUCUGUGGGAUCCAUCCAGCCAAUCCCACAAAACAACACACCAGAGAGCAUUGCAGGACCAAGAUCCCUCAACCCACAGAGCUGCUGGUCAGAGUGGAAAAAGUGCUGAGUCAUUUUCAUCUCGCCACAGACCCUAACAACGUCCCACUCUUCAAAUCCUCCAUGCUGAAGACGUGGCGCAUACAGAGGGUGCACAUUCUCCGCGGCUGCCUCAGUGACCCUGAACUCUCUGCAGGCAUUAUGUACAGGUACGGCGGGACUCUGCAGCUGAACCAUGUACCUGGUGAAGGCGCCAAAGUCCCCAUAUGGAUCCCUGUCAGAGGUACCUCACAGCAGGAGGGGUAUCAUUUCCACCAGGCCCAGUGGAUUACCGGGACCCACGUCUCAUCCGAAUUAUUUCAGGCUCAGGGCAUGACAGGGGUGGCACGCUGGAACUUCCAACGGCUAGUGGACCUGAAACAGCCCGGUGUCCUCCUUCCUGCUGUGUUCGAUCCAGCUUUAAUGGUUGAGCUGAACUCUGUCUCCAGGAAAGUGACGGGUCAAGAAAAGUACCCUGCACUUCAUCUCUCUGACAGAGACACUGGAGAGAGGUUUGGUCUGGAGUACACAGAGCCAGGCUGCCGUCCAGUUCCUCUUGACUGGGAUAAGCACAGAACCCAGAAGAGAGAGGUAUCACCUGCCUCUGUGCCUCCGACCCCUGUGCACACACCGGCUCCAGCCCCGUCUCCAGCUCCAGACACAGCACCCUCCAUCAGCUGGGCUCCACCCUCUGGCAUGGUAUCCACUGGACCAGAACCAUCUGCUGGCCCGUCAGAGGACGACCAGGAGCCUACAGCAUCGAUGGAUAUCUCAUAUGCCCUGCCCCUGCCACUGAGAUCGUCACCGAGAAGUGCCCGCACUGGGACCAUUAAGACGGGUGGACGGGUAUUUGUGUUGGACCACACACGCUGGACACCUCCCAUGAAAGUUGCCAUCGACAGCUUGCUACAGAAGCACCAUGGUGAGAAGGAUAUGUUGAAGGUUGUGGACAAGGAAUAUGCAGACAUGGUCCAUCGGUCUGCUGCAGAUCCUAACAGCCUGCUACACCCCACAACCAGGUUGCACAUAUCCCGCUAUGUGAAGCACCUGGCAAAGCUUCUCAACACCAGUUCGGCUUUGAACACCAGCCAGGAAAGGCUUCUGGAGACACAGCAGCUGUGGCAUUCUUUGACAGAGGGCGGUGACACGGCCAGCGUCCCUGUGGUCACCUUGGAGCCUGCCAUCUUCAAUCCUCCUGCACCUGCUCUGUCCACACCUCUGACACAGGACUCCAUUGUGAAAAUUGUGGAGGCCAUUUUGGAGAAGCAGCAGCCACAGCAGCAGCCACAGCCACCACAGAGCAUAAAAAAGGCAGACCAAGACCUGUCUUGGCUGUGGACAGCCUAA